Messenger RNA from Esox lucius (northern pike), 819 nucleotides. It is a transcript of the gene nxnl2, whose product is annotated as nucleoredoxin like 2. Gene Ontology annotation, biological process: photoreceptor cell maintenance; sensory perception. The record is from RefSeq and is marked provisional. NCBI's taxonomy places the organism in Eukaryota, Metazoa, Chordata, Actinopteri, Esociformes, Esocidae.
AGUGCCAGCACGGGAUUUGAAGUCUAAGUAACUCGUUCUCUGCGAGCAAUUGAAACAACCAGUCUGUAACAAUCAUUAACUGGGUUUAGUCCAGCACAGUUGGCUACUUUUCGCGUGGCUUAUUAGCCUGACCAUGGUGGAAUUAUUUGCAGGUAAAACUCUUCUUAACAAAGAAGGGGAUCUUAUUGACCCAGAAGAAGCUCUCAGGAAUAAAGUAGUAGGAAUAUAUUUUUCUGCCGGCUGGUGUCCUCCGUGUCGAGAUUUUACCCCUAUUCUAUGUGAUUUUUACACGGAACUUGUUGAGGAAAGCGAGCCUCCUGCACAGUUCGAAAUAGUUUUCAUUUCUUCGGACAAAUCGAGUGAUGAUAUGGUGGAGUAUUAUCAUGACAUGCACGGAGACUGGCUGGCCCUGCCCUGGACGGAUCAAUACAAACAUGAAUUAAAGAAGAGGUUCAAUAUCACUGCGGUCCCUAAGUUGGUGAUUGUAAAGGAGAAUGGGGAUGUUAUCACCGACAAGGGAAGGAAACAGAUCCGUGAGCAGGGCCUAGCCUGCUUUAGGAGUUGGUUGGAGGUGGCCGAAGUAUUCCAGAACUUUGAAGCUUCCUAGAUGUUCUAGAUAACACCAUUCUAAAUUCUAGAGUUUCUUCCUGCUCUUUUUGAAGAACAAAAAAACAAUAGCAAUACAUCUGCGCUACAAAGGUUUGCACUGCUAUAGUUAAGGCUAAUGUAUAUGUGUGGCUUAUAUUUGCAGAAUAUUUAUUAUCAGUUGUUUUACUAUUUUUAUAUUGUUUUAUAAGGCAAAAAUAAAUAGUGUGAUAU